AUGCCCUCGAGCUGCCCGCGCCCCGCACGGACCCCGGGGCUGCGGUCCCCGCCGGCGGGCGCCUCUGGAUCCGAUCUACUGGCGGUAGACGGGCGACCGGACGGAGGAAGAGAAGCGCCGGUGGUGGUGGGAACGGGGCACCCCGAAACUUCCAGACCCGUGGGCUCCCCGACCAAUCGACCCCCUUUUCACCGACAAGACGAACUGCCCAGCGCCUCCGGGACCCGACACGCGAAUCCUGCAGGAAACCCGGGUCCGGGCUGUUUGUUGGUUAAAUGCCCCAGUGCGGGAGGGAAGAAAGCCACAAACGCCAGCCUGGUGCCAGCGCGGCCCCGAGGCCGGGCGGGGGUCCCCGAGGCCGGGCGGGGGGCUCCGCCGCACGCCCAUGCCCUUCCGGGUAACCCCGGGGCCGAGCGCGGCCGGGGGAGACACAACUUCGGGGGCCGCAGGGGGAGGUGGGGGCCCCGGGGCACCCCGAACUCCCGGGCAACCCCUGCUAUCCGGGACUCGGCUCGAGCCCCCAAGCCCGCCGCCGCCCCGCCUGGGCUCCUCUCCCCGCCCGCGGGCUGCCCGGGGACGGAAGAGAAGCGGUGGCCCCGACACCCCAAACUCCAUCCCGGCGCCGCCCGCCCUCCCGGCGCGCCCCUCAGCGCCUCGCGGGAGCCGCCGCCGCCGCCGCUCGCGGCGGGCAGCCCGGGCGCCGCGCCCUCUCCCCGCCGUCUCGCCUUGCACCCCACCCCUCGCUCGCCGUCGCCGCCGCCUCCUCCUUUAUCUCCACUCACCGCCAGCCGCCAUUUUCCUCGCAGCUCAGCUUUAAAUCGGAAACUCGCCGCUCUGCCCGCAGCCGCCACCGCCGCCGCUGACUACGCCGCGGCCGCCGCCGGCGCUGUGAGGGGGCUGAGGCGGCAGCCGCCAGAGGCGAGGCGCGGGGACCGCUGGGAUUUGUAG
Messenger RNA from Dipodomys spectabilis (banner-tailed kangaroo rat), 948 nucleotides. RefSeq names its product collagen alpha-1(I) chain-like. The coding region runs from base 1 to 948 and encodes 315 amino acids. The transcript has a single exon. NCBI's taxonomy places the organism in Eukaryota, Metazoa, Chordata, Mammalia, Rodentia, Heteromyidae. The record is from RefSeq and is a predicted model, not a curated record.